Molecule: messenger RNA, 2286 nt
Organism: Adineta steineri
Lineage: Eukaryota; Metazoa; Rotifera; Eurotatoria; Adinetida; Adinetidae
Source: the annotation of a GenBank genome assembly
AUGCAGGAACAAGAACGUUUUGAACGUUAUACACCACAGUUUCCUCUACCUGCCGAUAUUUCAACUAUGUCUCGUGAAGAUACUGUCUGUCAAUUUUGUGGUGUUUCAUAUUUAAUUCAUAAUGAAAUAAAAGCACUUGAAGCUAAAUGUCAAAAACUUGAAGCUGAUUUAGCUCAUUACGCUGGUACGAGUUCACGUGAAGCUGCUUUAGAACAAACUCUACAAACUGAAAGAACACGUAUUGCUGAUUUGGAAUCAACUAUUGCAAUUAAUAGUCACAAACUCAAUGAAAUGACAAGAGAACUUCAAUUAGUACAAGAUCAAUUACAACACUCAGAAAUGUCUCAUCAUGAAAUAAAAACAUCUUUCGCACACUGUUCAUUGAAUCUACGAACAAUACGUAAUCAAGUUGAAACUAUUCGAAAUGAAUAUUCACUCUUAAAAGAUUUCUAUUCAAAAGAUAUUCAAAAUUGGCAUAGUAACUUUCAAACAAUUAAAAAUUCACUACAAAAAGAAAUACAAACAACAAAUAAUGUAUAUAUUAAACAAAUAAAUAAUUAUCAGAAAGAUAUUGAACAAUAUCAUGAACAACUUAAUGAAAGUAAACAAUCUUUACGUGCUUUUCAAGUCAAACAUCAACAAUCACAACUUGAUUCAAAAGAAUUACAUACAAAAACACAAAAUGAUUUAGAAACAGCUCAUGAAGAAAUUCAGAUACAUAAAAAUGAACUUUCUCGUGUGCGUCAACAAUUGUCACAAAUUGAACAGAGUCGAACACAAUUACAAAAUGAAUUAGAACAAAUGAAACAACAAUGUCGACAAUUCGAACAACAAAUAUCAGAUAAAGAUGAAUCAAAAAAGAAUAUUGAUCUUGUUGUUGAUCAAUAUCGACAACAAUUAACUAAUGAAAAAGAAUUACGAACAAAGACAAAUUCUGAGUUAGAAAAUGUUCGAUUGAAACUAACGCAAUUAACUAAUGACUAUGAACAAUUAAAAAUAUCGAAAAAUGAAUUUGAAACAAAUGAAGUAAAUACUCGACGAAAAAUGGAUGAAGCGAAUCGAACACGACAAGCUGUUCUUGAUCGAACAAGAGAUGAAUAUGAAAAAUUAUUAAGAAAAUAUAAUGAUCUUGAUGAAGUUUACCGUGAAUUAGUUACCAUUCGAGAAAAAGAUACUUCAGAAUCUUCGAUAAUUCGUCGUGAACUUGAAAAUUUACAUACUGAAAAUAUUGAAUUAACUAAACAAAAAGAAACACUUUGUAUUACACAUGAUCUACAAAUAAAAAAACUUCAUGGUAAUUAUGCAACUAAAUUACGUGAAGCUGAACAAUGGCCUGAUCGUCUUCAAACAGAAUUAAAACAUGAACGUGAACAACAUCGAAUACAAAUGAUUGAAUUAGAACGGCGUCUUAAAGAAAAUUUUUCAGCUGAAUUAGAUAUUGAAAAACAAAAAACAAGUGGUCUCUUACGUAAAUAUGAACAAGAUAGUGGUCAUUCAACACAACAACUUCGACAUGAAUUAAUUUCAACUGAAAAAGUAACGAUUGAACAACGUCAAUAUUACGAACAACAAAUUGAACAACUUCAACGAGAUAAAAAUGAUUUAAAAAAAGAAUUAGAUACAUUGAGAGAUGUUUUGAAAGAAUUACAUCAACAAAUGAAUAAUCAAGAUUCAUUGAAUAAUGAUCGAGGUCAUGGUUUAAAAUUAAAAGAAGAUUUAUUAGAAAAAGAAAAUAAUUUAUUUCAAGCACAAUCAACUAUAACUGAAUUGAAAAAAGAUUUAGAACAAGCACGAGAAGAAAUGAUAACAUUACAAGAAACAGUACAUAAAGAAUGUACAGAACGUGAACAAUUAAAAGAUGCACUUAUUGAAGCACGUCAACAGUUAUUAUCAUUGAAAAAGAAUGGUGUUCUAAAUGGAACAGCAUCUCGAUCUCUUCAUUCUCCACCUGUAGCUUUUGAAGAAAUUGAACGACGUGUUUCUGGUCCUCUUCCAUAUUCUCAUCCACAAAAUCAACAAUUAGCAUCUAUAGCUCAUAAUAAAAAUUCUUCUUACAUUCAUUCAGAACCGCCAUCACGUGAUAGUAGUAUACAUGGUGAUGCUGCUGAUACUAUCGCACGACCAAUGUCUUCAACACAUAAUAUUCCAUAUCGUCAUAAAACUUUACCACCUAUACAUCCACAGCAGCAACAACGUCGUAAUGGAAGUGGUCCAGCAUCAAAUAAAUCUGAGCAAUUAUUAGAAAAUCAACGACGUAUUGCACGUUUUAUUAAAAAUAUCAAAUAA